Molecule: messenger RNA, 1324 nt
Organism: Helianthus annuus (common sunflower)
Lineage: Eukaryota; Viridiplantae; Streptophyta; Magnoliopsida; Asterales; Asteraceae
Product: protein NRT1/ PTR FAMILY 2.6
Exons: 2
Coding region: 6-1322 (438 amino acids)
Biological process (GO): transmembrane transport
Cellular component (GO): plasma membrane
Molecular function (GO): transmembrane transporter activity
Source: RefSeq, a predicted model, not a curated record
CACUUAUGACAUUAACAACUUCAUUUCCAUCCUUAAGACCUCCACCAUGUACAAACAAGUUCCCAUGCGAGUCUCCAUCAAAGCUUCAAUAUGGAGUUCUAUACACCAUUUUAGGGUUGGCUUGCAUUGGAAUCGGAGGCACACGUUACACCCUUGCUAGCAUGGGAGCUGAUCAAUUUGAGGACUCUAAUAGUGUAGGAAUCUAUUUCAAUUGGUACUUUUUUGUGUUUUAUGCUGCUACUGUGUUAAGCACCACUCUCAUAAUCUAUGUUCAAGAUAACGUGAGUUGGGCAGUAGGGUUUGGGAUAUGUGUCGUUUGCAACACAGUUGGUGUGAUCUUAUUCUUGUCCGGUAAAAACUUUUACCGAAAAACCAAGCCUAAAGGAAGCCCUUUUACUAGCAUUGCUCGAGUUAUCAUUGCAGCAGUUAGAAAAAGGAAGGUUUCAUCAACAAACCAAGAGCAUAAUUAUGAUAUCAAUGACAAAUCUACCAUAGUCCCAUCAGAUAGUUUCAGGUUCUUAAAUAAUGGGGCACUAAAGAUCGAAUCUGAUGGUUCAAACACAAGAUCAUGGAGUUUAAGUACUGUCCAAGAAGUGGAAGACUUGAAAACCUUAAUUAGAAUUAUGCCAUUGUGGUCUUCUAGUGUUAUGUUGAGUGGCCUGGUUGGCAUGUUUAACAACUUCACCAUCCUCCAAGCUCUGUCCAUGGAUAGAUACCUUGGUGGUUCCAAAUUCCAAAUCCCUGCUUCUUCUUUCUUAUCUUUAGACACUUUAGCUACAAGCAUUACAAUUUGCCUCCUUGAUCGCUUGAUUUUUCCCAUGUGGCUAAAACUAACCGGUUGGUCUAUAACAUCCCUUCAACGAAUAGGGUUCGGCCAUGUACUCAAUGUUGUAGGUUUGGUGGCAGCUGCCCUAGUUGAGGUCCGAAGGCUACAUACGGCUAGAGACCACAAUCUGAUUGGGUUAAGCAUCGAUACAACUACUAUUGUGCCCAUUUCUGCAUUAUGGCUUCUGGUUCCUUUAAUAAUUAUGGGAAUAAGCCAGGCAUUUUUUUUUCCGGGACAAAUCUCUUUAUACUAUCAAGAAUUCCCAACAUCUUUGCGUAGUACGUCCACGGCUAUGAUAUCAUUGUUGGUUGCGGUGGGAUUUUACUUGAGUACAGCGAUUACAGGUUUGAUUCAGAACAACACCUCGUGGUUGAAGGAUGACCUUAACAAUGGUAGGCUGGAUAUAGUUUAUUGGCUGUUAGCAGCAGUCGGUGUGGUGAAUUUUGGGUAUUUUCUUGUUUGUGCUAAGAUGUUUCGGCAUAAAUUGGACAUAUAAGA